Molecule: messenger RNA, 2388 nt
Organism: Carassius carassius (crucian carp)
Lineage: Eukaryota; Metazoa; Chordata; Actinopteri; Cypriniformes; Cyprinidae
Product: NEDD4-binding protein 3-A-like
Exons: 5
Coding region: 233-2074 (613 amino acids)
Cellular component (GO): cytoplasmic vesicle
Source: RefSeq, a predicted model, not a curated record
UGUAGAUUUAGUUCAAAUCUCAGAGAGGGAAACCGAAGCACCGAAACAUUACGUGGUGAAGGACUCCGACAUCAGAUCAUCUCCACCGCGUCUCUACAGAUCGCCAUCGGCGUCGAGGAAUAUCUCGCUAUUGUUUUCUUCUAAAACAUCUCUAGCGACCCACGCGUCCGUCUCGUCUGUUUUGUGAUUGAGCGAUAUGAGAUCCCAGUGGAGCCAUUUGAUCCUGUAACUAAUGGCAACAGUCCAGGCCCUCUCCUUGAACCAGGACCCCAGCAAAAGCAUCUGUGCCGGUUAUCCAGCGUCCACUGUGGCAUCAGGCCGCUGCGUCAUGGGAAGUGUAGGCAGCCUAAUCGAGAAACCAGACGUGUCACCAACCAAGAGCAACAGAGCAGUUCCACAAGUGCCAGGACGGGCGAACCACGGCCUGCUCAAGAAGGGUUUCAACCAGAGGGAGCUGCUUAACUAUCUGAACAUAACCAAGAAGGAAGCAAAGGGCAUCAAAAAUAUCAUCUCUGGGACAUUCUCUAUCAAGAGAGAGGAGGACGACGUCUACACUAAGGUCUGCCACAGGGACGGAAAAGAGGUUGAUUUGGGAAAGAACUCACUUCCUAUAGGUGGCAAGUUUGACAAGGUACACAACUGUCAUAGAGUUAUGCUUCAGCCAUGCCAUCCACGUUUCAGGCCUUCAAUGCAGAACCUCUACCCCUCCAAGUCAGAGGAAUCGGAGAGCGGCUUAACCAAUGGCAUGAAUCUGUCCUACGCCAAAGCAGCGCCCAAAUCACUGUCCACCUCUUCCUCGUCCUCCUCCCCUUCACGGCCAGGCACGAGUGUCAGCAAAGGCGUGCUAGCAGCAGCCCGGGGCCUCAGCCAGGAAGAGGAGAACAUGUCUGACUCAGGGCACAAUUCCAUGAACAGCCUACCGCCUUAUCGGCCGCCUUUCCGUCCUCACUUGGGACAAAUCAGUGCCUCUAUGGGUCACAUCAACCACAUCGGCUCACUUGAUCGCACCUCACUAGGCUCCAAGGGAGUCGCUUCCACAGUCACAGACAUGUCCUGUCAGAGUAUGGCUACGCUGAACCGCUUGCAGUGCUAUGGAAGCGAGGCCCCGCCACCCUACGAACUGUUGCACUCGAUGGAGGACGUGGUGAGGGACCUGGAGGACUGUCUGCAGGAAAAAGAGCACGAGCUGCUUCAGAUGAGGAGGAACCUGGAUGAGAGCGAAGAUGCUAUUGCACAGGUUUUUGAAGAGAAGCAGCGGCUCUGGGAGAAGGAAGUGACAGAACUGAAACACCUGUACAAUGCCAAACUGCGCCAGGUAUCCCAGCAGUCCCAGCGUUCACAACGAACCCUGCAGCUGCAGCUCUAUAAGGCACAACAGGAACGUAACCGGCUGAAGGAGGAGCUGGAUUCUGUCAGGCUGGAGUGCCAGACCCUGAGAAGUCAAAGCCCAGCAACACAGAGACAAAACAUUAAUCCCCAGCUGGAAGAGACCCAAUGGGAGGUCUGCCAAAAGACUGGAGAAAUCUCUUUACUGAAGCAACAGUUUCGGAACUCUCAGGCAGAGGUCACACAGAAGCUGAGUGAAAUCUUCCUCUUAAAGACUCAGCUGCAUGAGGCACGCAAUCAGAUCCGGGGCAAGGAUGGUCAGAUCGACGUGCUGCAGAUGGCCCUACAGAGAGCCCGACAGAAAUGCCCCUUGCCUGCUUUCGAGGAGCGUCGAGCUGAUACGGGUGAGAAUGAUGGGGCCAGUUCUACGGAGGAGCGUCUCAGAGCUGAACUGCUGCUGGAAAGGCGACAGAAUGAGGCGCAAGCUUCAGCUUUUGAAAUGGAGAGGAGGACCUGGCAGAAUGAGAAAGAGAAGGUGAUAUGCUACCAGAAGGAGCUGCAGGCCAGCUACCUGGUGCUGUACCACAAGAAUGAGGCCUUAGAGAGAGAACUGGCAGUGCUGAAUGUGGGCAGCGCAAGAAUUGAAGAGGUGGGAUCAGGGGGCGGAGAUGAGGGCGGGGCUUUACAAGAAGUGAAGCCGCCCACUGGUCUGCCCUGGAUAGAGAGGAUUGAGUCCUCUGAAAUUUGACUUUGCAAAUGUUCUUUGGCAUCAGAAAUUAGAUUGAUGCCAAUAGCUCUGGCUCCUCAACCCUCUUUUCUAUUCUGAGACAAUGUUUUAAACUUAAUAAAUAAACUAUACUAUAUAAAUUUGACCAAAAACAGAGGAGCGAGCUGAUUAUGGGUUUUGCUUUGAUAAAUGUGGAUCAUCAAAACAUCGACUCAUCCCAAAUUUUGUCUGGGAUGAUAAAUGAUAUUUGUUUUUAGAUUCUAAAACAGUCACAAUGAGUGUUCUAGUACUAUAUUUUAUUUUCAUUGAUUCAGUGGUAUAUUCAUGCUUUAGGU